AUGAAAAAUCACAAAUCAAAACGCAAUGGAAAAGAAAGAACGAGACCAGUUUCAAGAUUGAUGAUGAUUCUGUUUUGUAUUCAACUAAUUCAAACAAGCAGAAUCGGUCUUGUGGAGGGCUUCUGUCCAAGAGUGGUUGCCACUAUUCAGUCGAAAGCUUCACUGAAUCAACGAUUCACAAUAACUCUCUCUGCUUCCAAUCCAUCCUUUGACAGCAUAGAAUCAUCCUCAUCUGCUAGCGGAGUCGAUCACAACGCUGACAAGGCAGCUGCAGUCUCCUAUUCCAAUGCAGCCGAAUGGCAUCGACAACGACGAAAGCAAAUGAUUCAAAAAUAUGGUGACCAGAUUCUACCCUUGGAACAACAGACAUCCUCCUACAACCUUGGAAUACCACUCUUGCUGGUAGGAAAUCUCAUUCUGAUGGGUCUCUCCCUACAAGCUGCGAAACUACCCAUCAAAUGGGUAUUUGGUCUGGCACUCUUCCCCGGGUCCAUUCUUUCCUUAUGGCAGCUACAAAUUCUACACGAUGGUUUGCAUGGAUCGUUGUUUCCAAUAAGACAACAUCACAAGAGCAAGAUAUGGGGAUUUUGGGGACGCAAGCAAUGGCAAGACAUGGUUUUGUUUUGGGGAAGCAUGCCAUCGGUCUUUGGUUAUUAUUUGUACCUCAAAUUUGGACACUUGGCCCAUCAUGUCAAUUUGGGAGACGCCCAAAAAGUCUCGUUGGCCAAGCUAUUUGAUUCCAAUCAAACCAACUUUGAAGAUGGGGAUAUCCUGUUUGUCUCGCAUAGGAUGAAGUUGUUGGGCAAGAUUGGGCCAACGUUUUCUGGAAAGCUUCCCUCCAUUUUCAAUUUUAGAAGAAGCAGAGACGAUCCGAAUGACAGAAACGAGGAACGGCAAUAUUCCAUCACCAUGAGCUUGAGUCGGACUGGAUUUGACAAUUGGAAAACUGGGAAGGCCAUUCGAAAUAUUGGUAUCUUUGCCACUUCCUUUUUGUUUGAACGACUGAUGCUAGUCAUCAACGAUGCGGCCGUCUCUCUUUCAGGAUUCAAUGCCUUUUUCCCAAACAAGCCCAAGUCCUUCCAUGACGAAUGUGCCAAGUAUGCCCGGUGUGCCACUUUACUGCGACUAGGUCUCUGGUGGUUGGGAAGCUGGAAAUCACUACUCUUCCUAUACUUGUCGGAAACCCUUUGGUCCAUUCCACCGCACCCAGCAUCGGCAAUGUUUGUCACCAACCAUCCUUCCAUCAUGAACAAACAAGAUAGUAGUAGUAGUACUACUACUAGCGAUGAGUGGUCGUGUACACCAUCGCAAUCGACAUAUCUGGGGCGUUGGUACUCGCUCCUGACGUUGGGUACCAACUAUCAUUGCGAGCACCAUGAUUUUCCAACGAUACCACUACACAAGCUAUCCUUGUUGCAUCAGAUUGCACCCGAAUUCUAUCCAAAAUCUAAUGAAUCAUCAUCAUCAGCAUCAACAUCAGCAUCAUCAUCUCGCAACAGUUUGCGGAAGAUCUGGAAAAAGAGCUUUGCGGAUCCCGAUUACUAUGCUUGCAUGAAUAGCAAUAUAAUUGUUUAG
Messenger RNA from Cylindrotheca closterium, 1575 nucleotides. NCBI's taxonomy places the organism in Eukaryota, Bacillariophyta, Bacillariophyceae, Bacillariales, Bacillariaceae. The record is from the annotation of a GenBank genome assembly.